Molecule: messenger RNA, 799 nt
Organism: Physella acuta
Lineage: Eukaryota; Metazoa; Mollusca; Gastropoda; Physidae
Source: RefSeq, a predicted model, not a curated record
UCCAACUAUAGUUCUAUAGUGUGGAGACCAAGACUGCACUUGGUUGCUCACGUUGUAUAAGUUGGCCAGAUUUCACAAUUUCAGCUUUCCACAAUGUUCAAAUUUGUGUUGAUUUUGUCGCUUUGUUACAUUGUCGUGGAAUGUAACACCGUCAGAUGGGCUGGCAGCUGUGCCAAGAUUUUUACUUGCAUCAGCCCGCUGAAUAAUUUAGAACCAGAAAACACCAAAGAUCUCGGCAAUGCUGCAUUCUAUGAUCAGUUCUGUCAGCAAAGCCAGACGUUCAGUGCCUGCUUCAGGGACGCCAGAGACGAGUGCGACCAUAAAGGAGUACUCAACCGCUACGAGAGCCAGGUCGGUGUGGCUGAUUUUCUGUGUACCGAUGAAAGCAGAGACGACGUUUCCUUCCUGAUCAACUUGGAAUGUGCAAGUAGUGAGCUAAAAAUAGUUGAGUUAAUGCAGAGUUUUGAAGGCUGCACCUUCAGCUUGCACAAUGAGAUGAAUCUCGCUAUGAUAUCGGAUCAGGACCCAUCAACCCUCAAUUUUUGCCCAUUGAUGGAUCAGUUUUCCGGUUGUCUGGUCAACAUAGCCACAGAAAAAUGCGGAAGUCGGGCCGGCGGUUUCGUUAGCCGCCUGUUUAAUGUGGCGGCUGCAACAGAGCUUGGCGAGUUGGGUUGUGGCGCCCAGGCGAGGAAUGCGCGUCGCAACAUUGAUACCAUCUUUCCAUUACUGGCUAAGGCAGCCAAACUUAGACGUUGAACGUCUGAUCUUGCACUGUUCUAAAGUUUCUAUUAAACAAGCA